Molecule: messenger RNA, 918 nt
Organism: Penicillium maclennaniae
Lineage: Eukaryota; Fungi; Ascomycota; Eurotiomycetes; Eurotiales; Aspergillaceae
Product: mitochondrial 54S ribosomal protein uL22m
Exons: 2
Coding region: 1-918 (305 amino acids)
Biological process (GO): ribosome assembly; translation
Cellular component (GO): mitochondrial large ribosomal subunit; ribosome
Molecular function (GO): structural constituent of ribosome
Source: RefSeq, a predicted model, not a curated record
AUGGGUGUCAGCUAUCCAUACGGGCAGCUUGUUCGGGCCGCGGCCCGGACUCCCGUCUCGUUCGUCCCCCGGCGGACACUGACCACGACGCCGAUUUAUCGCGCUCAGGAUGACCAGAAGCCUGGAUGGUUGUCUGGCAUCAAGCAAUGGUAUACGAAGAAGGAAAAGUCGCUGCUUAAGGGGACAGGCUCGUCCGCGGGGGGCAAUGGGUCUCAAAGUCUCGGAAAGGCUACUCACACACCAUCCGCUCCCCAGCAAGACGAGGGUGAUCUGGGUGCUAGCUCCAUUUUCGCCGACGACAUCGCUUCUGGUGCCAACAUCAAACGCAAGAAGCAGCAGCUCCAAGAGCAACAAGCCGGACAACUGGAGAAUUUACCUGUGGAGGAGCGCAACAAGGACCGUAUGCAAAUGGCCUUGAACCCCAACCCCAAGGCCCAGUUCCGUUGGGAACAGAAAAUGGUCAUCCGCGAGAUCCGGAAACGCGGCCGCAUCCCGAAAUCUGUCCAGAUCAAGCGCACUGAGCGCGAAACCCUGGAGAAGUCACACUGGUUCAAGACCUCCGUCAAAAAGCUGGGUCCUCUGGCUCGCCAAAUCGCAGGCAAGAACAUCGACGAGGCUAUUCUGCAGAUGCGUUUCAGCAAGAAGAAGGCUGCUAAGGACGUGUUGGAGCACCUAGAGCACGCGAAGAACGUCGCCAUGGUCCGUGCCGGCAUGGGCCUCCCGGCCGAGGGUGAGACUCCCAAGCCCGUCACUAUUACCCUCAAGGAUGGGGAGCGUAAGAGGAUCACCGACCCGACAUCAAUCUACAUCGAGCAAGCGUGGGUCAACCGUGGGCCCUACGGAUUCGGCAUGGACCACCGUGCCCGUGGCACAAUCAACACUCUCCGUCCCCGGCCACCGGUCUAUCAGUGGUCUUGA